This is a messenger RNA of Medicago truncatula (barrel medic), 1508 nucleotides long. RefSeq names its product mitotic spindle checkpoint protein BUBR1. Gene Ontology annotation, biological process: meiotic sister chromatid cohesion, centromeric; mitotic spindle assembly checkpoint signaling. Gene Ontology annotation, molecular function: protein kinase activity. Lineage: Eukaryota; Viridiplantae; Streptophyta; Magnoliopsida; Fabales; Fabaceae. The coding region runs from base 86 to 1258 and encodes 390 amino acids. The transcript has 11 exons. The record is from RefSeq and is a predicted model, not a curated record.
AAAAUUCAAAUCACAAAUUCAACGCUCCCAUAAGAUUCCUUGGUAGUUGGAACACAAAGAAGAAGAAGCUUCAGCAACAACAACAAUGGCGGAGAUUGAAACGCAGAAGAUAGAUCCAGAGACAGAGUUUCUAGCAUCGAAGAGAGAAACCGGAACCGAAUGGGAAACCUUCAAAGAAAACGUGAGACCAUUGAAACGAGGUCGUAAUGUUAACAUUCUCAAUCACGCUCUCAAAUGUCACACCGACAAUUACCUCAAGAAAUCUCUUAUUCAACAACGAAGAAAACUUAUUGAAGCCAUUGAUGAUUACAAAGGCGAAGAUCCUCUUCUCCCUUGGUUAGAGUGUAUGAAGUGGGUUCAAGAAGCGUUUCCUCCAGGUGGAGAUAGCUCAGGGCUGGUGGUGAUUUAUGAGCAAUGUGUUCGUGCUUUUUGGCAUUCGGAACGGUAUAAGGAAGAUUUGCGAUAUCUCAAAGUGUGGCUUGAAUAUGCAGAAAAUUGCUUUGAUAAGGAAGUUAUAUAUUCUUUUUUGGAUGCAAAUGAAAUUGGAAAAACUCAUUCCGAUUUCUACAUUUCAUAUGCUUUGCACUUGGAAUCCAAGAACAAGUUUAAAGCUGCUAACCAGACAUUUGAACUUGGCAUAAAUAGGAAUGCUCAACCCAUUGAAAAACUGAAAGCUGCUUAUAGAAAAUUUCUUGUUCGCUCAAUGUCAAGGACAAAACCUAUAGAUGACCCAGUGGAAAAAGAGGCACCUGUGCGUAGCUUUGGAACUCUUCUUGCAAAGGGAGAUAAUGGUGCGCCCUUGGCUCCUUUGAGCAGUAAUCGUUCUUCUAAGCCCUUGGCCCCUUUGAACAGUAACCUUUCUGUUAAGAAUGAUAGGACUCGAGCAGCUCCACUUUCCAUUUAUAAAGAUUCAAAUGCCAAUGCUGAGACCUGUCCACCUCAGCCAGAUCCGUCACACUCUUGGCUCAAACUUGGUGGUCGUGCCGAAAGAAACAAGGAAAACAAUGCAAUUCCUGCAAAAUGGAAAUCCUUUAAGGUCCCACAACGACCUGGAACUAGGGCUACAGUGGUUGGUGCAAGUGCCUGCAUCCCGGUGUUUGUUGAUGAAGAAUAUCAAGGUUCAUUAAAUCCGAAAGCAGAGGGUAAGUCCUCAAAUUUGAAGACUAGGCAAGACGACGAAAAGGACUUGAAAAGAGAAACCGAGUUACUAAGGAAGGAUCCAUUACGCAACUUCCCGCAUAGCAGCCUCCCCAGAUAAUUCAAACUUCUGAAAGGUCAUUGCCCUUUGCAGCAACAUGCUAUCAUUUCAUGUAGCAAUUUGUGGGACAGCUUUUCCCUAGAAAGCUUGACCCCACACAUCUCUGUCUUUUGCUUGUAUUGGAAUUUUGGUUUGUUUGAUUUGAUGAAAAUUUAUGUUGUACCGAUAAUCAGUUUGUGUAUGGAUAAAUCUUGAAAAAUUUGUACUGAGAAUGUACAAUAAUAGUUUGUUCAGUUUUUUUCUUUAUGAA